Molecule: messenger RNA, 1125 nt
Organism: Suillus discolor
Lineage: Eukaryota; Fungi; Basidiomycota; Agaricomycetes; Boletales; Suillaceae
Exons: 4
Coding region: 133-924 (263 amino acids)
Source: RefSeq, a predicted model, not a curated record
UCAUUCACCACUUCGGAUGGCAUUAAACUUUGAACUUCCCUAUUGUGAAAUAUGGUUCAAACGCCGCACAAGUCAGCCACAGCCCUAGACGCCCCAGACUAACCAUUUCCUGGACGUCCUCCCAUUUCUAGGAUGCCCUCAAAAAAGUCUCGAAAGAAAAACAGGUCCACCUACAAACCGGCAUGCCACCAAGUUGAACACUCGGGGAUAUCCAAAUCCAUACACAUGUUCAGUGCAAACCCGAUGCUCAUGGCAUUCCUUAAAGUUGCUAUAGCCUACGACUAUGACCUGUUUGACAAUCCCCAGAUCGGAUUUGACAUGCCAUUCGUGGCACGUGUUGACAUUGCAAUGGAACCCAGUGAUAUCUUUGAUUUCAUUGGAUUAUAUUUCAAUGACGAGGCAGCUGGGAAGAAGCUUCAAGGGAUGUUGCAAGUUAAUGCCCUCACUCCGUGGCGCCCAAGCACGCAAGGUCACCUCACGCCACAGCAGCUACAGAUAUGGCGCGAGGCUCGGGCACAGUGUAACGCAACAGGUUUCACCAGAUAUUCCGUAGGACUUGUAGAGUUCAUUAGCUAUGGUUAUACAGAGGACUUAGGGAUCUCGGUAACCACUGCGUUGCUCAUCCCUGAUGUUGUGAUGGAUAAUGCAAGAAAUGACAAGCCCUUCUUCAUGGGUAUUCCUUUCGCGCGCAUGCUUUUCAAUGGACCCAUCAGCACUGCGCAAUGUCUAGAGCGUCUCAAUUUGUAUAUUCGGGUGGAUGGGCGGAAUCAGUUUUAUUUGCGGGAUAAGAUGACACAAGAAGACAAGGAAAUCAUUCGCGCUGCAGGUCGCAAUGAGGAUACACUUCCGGCUCGUAUCCUCAGAAAGAAGAUGGAAAGAGAAAGCCUCUAUGCUAAUGUUGUCAUGCAAAAUGGACAAGUGUGAGUGAAAUUUUUCAAUUUCUCGUUCUGUACUGAUUCAUCACGACCCUCCGGGAAACACAGGACCCGUUAUCUCUUUUACUUUUUCCUUGUCUUUCUUCUUGGCUGUUUGUUCUGGGUUGUCGCUACAUAAUUUUUCCCCAUUCGCCACUUAUGAUAUUCAAACGAUUUUUUCUGUCUUCUCGGUGCACCCGCUAUGUCAGAC